CCAUAGAAGUGGUCAAAAGUACCGGAGGUCUUCCUCUUGCUCUUGAGGCCAUAGGUAAACUACUUCCAUGAUGUUUGGGAUGUGAUAUUGAGGAAGUUGAAACAUGUUCCUCUCAAUGAAGUAAAAAGAAAGUUGAGAAUAAGUUACGAUGCAUUGGAUGAUAGGCAAAAGCAUAUCUUUCUUGAUAUUGCUUGCCUUUUCACUGGAUUUGAUCCAAGGAUAGUGCUUCGCUCGUGGAAAUAUUCCAAUCUUUUCCCGGAGGAAGGUCUCGAGGUCCUUCAGAAAAUGUCCUUGAUAAAGAUCGGCGAAGACAAUAAGUUAUGGAUGCACGAUCAGCUAAGAGACCUUGAUAGAGACAUUGUACGUCGAGAAUGUAAUGAUGAACGAGAAAAACAGACUCAGAUGUGGAACCAUGAGGAAGGUUUGGAAAUGGUGAUGGAAACGGAGGGAAUAAAAAAAUUUGAAGCUCUUUGGCGAAAGUUUGACCCUCAGUUGUUGCACCAAUUUGCAAACGAAGAAGUUGAGAGGCCGUCUAGUCUAAGAUACCCUGAAGAGAGGGUUUUCCAGGAACAUUGGCCUUCAAAUGAUUUCCCAGCCAAUCUACAAAACAAUAUGGUUAUGUUUUCCAAGUUGAGAUGGCUUUCAUGGCAUCAUUUUCCCCUGGAAGUUAAGAUCACCAGAUUUCCCAUGAUGAACAUAGUCAUUCUGCAUUUGGGGGACUGCCCUAAUCUAAUCGAUGUUCAAAGCAUUGAAGGCUUGGCGAGUCUCAGAACUUUGAAGCUCAUAGAAAUUCCGCUAUUGGAGAGGUUACCUGAUCUAUCAAACUUGAAGAAGCUCAAUGAAUUGCAUUUGGGGCACUGCCAUAAUCUAAUCGACAUCAAAAGCAUUGACGAUUUGGGGAAUCUCGGAACUUUGAAGCUCAUAGAAAUUCCACAACUGAAGAGAUUACCUGAUCUGUCAAACUUGAAGAAGCUCAUUAAACUUCACUUGCGGUACAGUCAUGAUCUAACUGAAAUAAAAAGUUUUGAGGGUUUGGAGAAUUUGAUGAUGUUAACAUUGGGUGAACUUCCUCUACUUGGGAGAUUGCCCAAUUUAUCAAGCUUGAAGAAGCUUACACAACUUGAUGUACGAUGAUGUCGUAAUCUUGUAAAGAUUCAAGGAAGAUUGGAGUCAUUGGAGUACUUGUGUAUACAAGGAUGCAGAUCUUUAGAUGA
Messenger RNA from Rhodamnia argentea, 1214 nucleotides. Its product is annotated as disease resistance protein L6-like. Lineage: Eukaryota; Viridiplantae; Streptophyta; Magnoliopsida; Myrtales; Myrtaceae. The transcript is spliced from 2 exons. Bases 286 to 1134 code for a protein of 282 amino acids. Gene Ontology annotation, biological process: defense response. The record is from RefSeq and is a predicted model, not a curated record.